GCGGCUCCAAAGUCGCCUCCCCCAUCCGCCCCCGCAAGCCCUUUCCCCGGCUCUCUGGAGAAGAAAUGCGAAAACCCGACGCUUUUCUGGCCUGGGGAGAGUAGAAAGAACCUGCCGGGGCCUGUUUUACGACAACGUGCGUCUGCGUGGGGUGGCUGACGGCAGCGUCGUGCUGCUCUUGGAGAGGUCACUCCGGAGAAGGCGUUGAGUUUGGGGUGUGGGGUCGGUGGCAGUAUGUGGCGCGUCUGUGCUCGACGGGCCCAGAGUGCGGCCCCAAGGGAGGGAUUCGGUGCUCGGUGCACGGCCUUAAGGGAAGGACCUGGACCUGUGUGCGUGACCCCGCGAUAUGGCCCGGCUUCGGCUCGUUGUAACAGCACGACCAGGGGGUCUGGCAGGGUCCGAGCACUCUGCAGCUGGAACCCCAGCUCAUGGCCCACACCACGGAACCGCUUCCUGCUGCAGCUUUUGGGGUCGCCCAGCCGCCGCUGUUACAGUCUUCCUCCGCAUCAGAAGGUUUCGUUGCCUUCUCUUUCCCCCACGAUGCAGGCAGGCACUAUAGCCCGUUGGGAAAAAAAGGAAGGGGAAAAGAUCAAAGAGGGCGAACUAAUUGCAGAGGUUGAAACGGAUAAAGCCACAGUUGGGUUUGAAUGCAUGGAGGAAUGUUAUAUGGCAAAGAUCCUUGUUGCUGAAGGUACCAGAGAUGUUCCAAUUGGAGCAGUCAUCUGUAUUACAGUUGAAAAACCUGAGGAUAUUGAGGCCUUUAAAAAUUAUACUUUGGACUCCUCGUCAGCACCUACCCCACAAGCAGCCCCAGCACCAACCCCUGCUGCUUCACUACCUACACCUUCUGCUCAGGCUCCUGGUAGCUCAUAUCCCACUCACAUGCAGGUACUUCUUCCUGCUCUCUCUCCCACCAUGACCAUGGGCACAGUUCAGAGAUGGGAAAAAAAAGUGGGUGAGAAGCUAAGUGAAGGAGACUUAUUGGCAGAAAUAGAGACUGACAAGGCCACUAUAGGUUUUGAAGUACAGGAAGAAGGUUACCUAGCAAAAAUCUUGAUUCCUGAAGGCACCAGAGAUGUCCCUCUAGGAACCCCACUCUGUAUCAUUGUAGAAAAAGAGGCAGAUAUACCAGCAUUUGCUGACUACAGGCCAACUGAAGUAACGGAUUUAAAACCCCAAGCACCACCAUCUGUGCCACCCCCGGUGGCCACUGCUCCUCCAACUCCUCAACCUAUAGCCCCUACUCCUUCAGCUGCCCGCCCAGCUACUCCUGCUGGACCAAAAGGAAGGGUGUUUGUUAGCCCUCUUGCAAAGAAAUUGGCAACAGAAAAAGGGAUUGACCUUGCACAAGUAAAAGGGACCGGACCAGAUGGCAGAAUCAUCAAGAAGGACAUUGACUCUUUUGUGCCUACCAAAGUUGCUCCUGCUCCAGCAACUGCAGUUUCUCCCCCAGUUCCUGGAGUGGCACCAGUUCCUACUGGUGUCUUCACAGAUAUCCCAAUCAGCAACAUUCGUCGAGUUAUUGCACAGAGGUUAAUGCAAUCUAAGCAAACCAUACCUCAUUAUUACCUGUCUAUUGAUGUAAAUAUGGGAGAAGUUUUGACAGUGCGGAAAGAACUUAAUAAGAUGUUAGAAGGAAGUGGCAAAGUAUCUGUCAAUGACUUCAUCAUAAAAGCUUCAGCUUUGGCAUGCUUAAAAGUUCCUGAAGCAAAUUCUUCUUGGCUGGACACAGUUAUAAGACAAAAUCAUGUUGUUGAUAUCAGUGUUGCGGUCAGUACUCCUGCAGGACUCAUCACACCUAUUGUAUUUAAUGCACAUAUAAAAGGAUUGGAAACCAUUGCAAGUGAUGUUGUUUCUUUAGCAACCAAAGCUCGAGAGGGUAAACUACAGCCACAUGAGUUCCAGGGUGGCACUUUUACAAUCUCCAAUUUAGGAAUGUUUGGAAUUAAGAAUUUCUCUGCUAUUAUUAACCCACCUCAAGCGUGUAUCUUGGCAAUUGGUGCUUCAGAAGAUAGAUUGGUUCCAGCAGAUAAUGAGAAAGGAUUUGAUGUGGCUAGCAUGAUGUCUGUUACACUUAGUUGUGAUCAUCGGGUUGUGGAUGGAGCAGUUGGAGCUCAGUGGCUUGCUGAGUUUAGAAAAUACCUGGAAAAACCCAUCACCAUGUUGUUAUAAUUAAUCCAAGAGUUUCAAGACUCUUCUAGGUCAUGUUGGUUCAUUCUUACCAAGGUAUUUAUGUUGUUAAACAGGUGGUUCUUUUAUUUUAAAGUUAACCAGUUAUUUUUUUUAUGUCUGUCCAGAUAAGUUAUUUUUAAUGGGCAUUAUGGAACUAUUCUAAUGCCAAUAACACUCAUCUAUUGUGCACAUUUAAAAUUAAACUCCAGAUUUUAUGCUGUGUGCUCCUAGUCAAGGGACAUGUGGCCUAGAUCUUUGGUGAAAAGUAUAUCCACUGAGAAAUGUAAAGGCAGAAUUGUGGUUCCCUGUUGAGACAGCUACUUUUAUAUAAAAGUAAUGUGGAUAAAAUUUUGAAGUUCCAAAAUUUAGUCUCCUCAAAUGUUGUGGGAUUUAAUAGAGAGAGAAAGGGUCAGGAAAAUUAAUUUUCUUGGAGAGAAUGUAUGAACUGAAGCAUGAUUUUGGUAUUUUACCUAAUUUAAAACUUUUGUCUCAUGAUCUUGGUUUGGCAUGAAUAGGGAGGGUAGAGAACUUAAAGGGAUAUAAGUAAAAUUUCCUAAGUCAAUAUUUUCUUAGACAUCUCCAGCCAACUGAUUUUGCUCAUUUUCCUAUGAA
Molecule: messenger RNA, 2784 nt
Organism: Chrysochloris asiatica (Cape golden mole)
Lineage: Eukaryota; Metazoa; Chordata; Mammalia; Afrosoricida; Chrysochloridae
Gene: DLAT
Product: dihydrolipoamide S-acetyltransferase
Exons: 14
Coding region: 235-2172 (645 amino acids)
Biological process (GO): pyruvate decarboxylation to acetyl-CoA
Cellular component (GO): pyruvate dehydrogenase complex
Molecular function (GO): dihydrolipoyllysine-residue acetyltransferase activity
Source: RefSeq, a predicted model, not a curated record